Messenger RNA from Trypanosoma cruzi, 956 nucleotides. Its product is annotated as retrotransposon hot spot (RHS) protein, putative. The transcript has a single exon. The record is from RefSeq and is a predicted model, not a curated record. The annotation marks the transcript as partial. NCBI's taxonomy places the organism in Eukaryota, Euglenozoa, Kinetoplastea, Trypanosomatida, Trypanosomatidae.
UACUGAGGUGGUGGUGGCUGCUGCGGAGGUAAAAGCAAGUGUUCAUGAAAUCACCAAAAGGUUAUUGGAUGCAGCCGCCGAGGAAGCGAGGAACCCAACGACGACGAGUGCACCGAUAUGCCUGGAGGGAUUGUACGAGUCUGUGUACAAUGCGAGGUGGCAUCAUGUGGUGGAAGUUUCUGGCGGCGAGGGGACGGGAGUGGAAGUGAGGGAGGGGGAAGCACCGCAGUCAUGGGAUUACAAGAAAGUUGACGACACCCUCGAAAAGGAUGACGGUGUGUGGCAAUCCGGUGCACCGCGUCCCAGGCUGAUGGUUCUCACCUCGGAGAAGGGAUGGCCGUACUCGUGGAGAUGGAAGGAGAAUAAAUCCACUCGUGACUGCCACGUGAACUGUGAGGUGGAUCGAGUGUGGCAGAUUGUUAAGGGCGAUCUCACCGAGUGGUUCAGCAGUCACGGUGGGAACGACUUUGAGCCCAAGCAGCGUCUGUUGAUUGGGACGCCCGGGAUCGGGAAGUCGGUGGCUGCCGGCUCGUACCUCCUCUACCAGCUGCUGCACUAUGAUGCGGAGCAGCUCCCAAUGGUUGCGUACGUUGUUGGGAGUCAAUCAUUUCUGUUUGACAAGACCACCAAAACGGUAUCAACAUACAGGGGUGACCCCAGGAUUGAUGAUGUUGUAAACAUUUUUUCUUUGCGUGGGGUUAAGGGGUAUUGUAUCUACGAUGCGACAUUGGCAUGUCGUCAACCGCCUGCUGGUUUGCCUUGCAGGGGAUGGGGCAUGAUUGUGGUGACACCACCAGACAAAAACGACUAUGAACGGUGGGCAAAAAAUGGACGCUACUGCAAUCGUAACGAAUUGUCCCGAAGAAAACGAUGUGAGGGCAAUGUGCAUUUGGAUGAAACGCAAUCGGCCCCUGCAGGAGCAAGCGGAGUACUGGAGGGAGGUGAGGGGUCGCAUG